This is a messenger RNA of Suillus paluster, 3282 nucleotides long. RefSeq lists its product as uncharacterized. Lineage: Eukaryota; Fungi; Basidiomycota; Agaricomycetes; Boletales; Suillaceae. The transcript has 6 exons. The record is from RefSeq and is a predicted model, not a curated record. Bases 327 to 2936 code for a protein of 869 amino acids.
ACCACCGUGACCGUCGGUUAACCGUGAUUCGUUUGGAUCUUCUUGGUUGCCUCUGUCUGGUCUGUGCCGUGUGCAAGACAGCGGAGGGCACGUCGAACCAAGACAACGUGCAAGGUAUUCUUUUCCGAGUCGCACUGAACCUCUCACCACUCCGCGACUGUGUUCCUUACAAGUUCAGAGUACAGUCACUCUCAAAUCCAGCUCAGAGACAAAGGUGCCUUCUUAGCCCAAAACGAGGCUCCACUUCCUUUCCUGAAGUUGCAGUAGCUGAUGAGGCUAGGUCUGACCAUUAAACGCACAAAGAAAUCUUUGCGUAUUUUCGUACCAUGACCGCCUUUGCCCCACCGCCUUUUGAGCCUGUAGCCAUUCGUCCCGCGCGGAAGGAGAACAGGAUCGUUGCCUUCUUUCGCUCUCGUUCUCGCUCCAGAUCUCGCGCCAAAUCGUCUCCCAGUUCGAGUGCUGCCCAAUCCUCUACGGAUGUACGACUUCUGCCUGCCUCUAGGCUUCGCAUAAGUCAUGCGCGUUCUACCAGCCUGGUACAUGAAUCGGGGCCUACAGCCUACGACAGUCUGGCUGCCACAGGAAGUCAGGUAAAUUCCAAGCCAGGCACACGUACUUCGACACGUCCGAUAUCAUCCACAACCACCGCCACACACUCCACGAUCACCCCUCUUCCUUCCGACUCUAUCAGAAGAAGACAAAGAAUGUCGCGUCAUGUUUACUCGCAUGACUACACCCAAGGAGAAGAUGCCGAUCACCACGCCAACGGUGAUCAUGCCACAUCUCACGAUGAUCACGAUCGUGCAACUCGUUCAGAUACCCCCUCUUCUUUCAAUCAGCGCCGGAAGUUAGAGCUGCGCUCCAUUUUUGGCAUUGGCCUGUCACGGAAAUCAUCGCUUGCCAACUCGUCCCGGAAACCAUCACCAGGAUCCUCCGACCGCAAAGUUUCAUCUUCAUCCCUAGCAGGGAACAUUCUUUCUCGCAAACGAUCAUUCAGGCUCAACUCCAGACCAAACACUCCAAAGUCUACUGACGAAUCUCGCGUUACGAAGACAUCCACCGGCACAAUACCCACUCCCUCUAAUCCCCUUCCACUGUCUGCCGGUCCCCGCAGACUUUCAUUUGGACUGACCCCAAGUUCUCGUACGCAUUCCCCAAUGACAUCGUCGGGCCACCUUCCCCUAGCUCUUCCUUCACGUCACAAACGGCACUCUGUCGGGUCUCAUGACACUGCUCAUGAUAGUGCUGUUGCAUUACCUGAUGACCGUUCAGACAGUGCUAUCACUUCGUCAAGCCAUCUGGACACAAGGUCUAAUUCAAAGACAAGCGCUUCUAACCUUAGCCACACCGGCAAAUCCCGCAAAGGCAAGGAGCAAGAACGUGAUGCCAGCAAUUCAAAACCGCGCAAGACAUCUCGCACGGAGACAUCUCCCAUCAUCAGCAUAUCUCCGCCGCCACCACAAAAUGACUCACGUGGCAAGUAUGAUCCUGGUGGCCUCGUGGUAUCAAUGUUGCCCACGGUAGAGUCCCUGGCUGAAGAAGACGCGGUAGAACAGCCUCUAAUUCAUGCACCGCAUGCAAGACCAGCCAUACCACAAAUUAUUCAUACCCCACCGACUCCACAAAGAACAGCGGAAUUAGAUUCACCUGUGCGGCCCGCUACCACGCCACCAAGAUUGAGCGGAGGACAAGGGAAGCCGCGCGAAGUCCUGCUCAGUCAGGAACCGAUCGCUGUUCACAAGGAGCUUCCAAAGUUGCAUGCACGACCAAUUCCGCCUACUGGAUGUGAUCCCGCGCACAACCCACGUAUGCGCAGCAGAUUCUCACCCCGGUUAUUCGGGGGCAAGGAUUUGUCCAGAGAAAGCAAGAAGCAGAAGUCCGGUUGUGUGCACGAAUCCGUUCAUCCUCCAGGGGCCGCGGGUCCUCCGCGAAAUAUCAGCCGUCGGAUCCAACAUGGCAGUUUUGACUUUGAGAGACCUGUCUCUGGUCUAAACAGGAGCAGCUCGACAGUCAAUGGAUCGCUAGUGAAAGGCGAAGGCUUGACUCAAUCUCGUAAAACCGGAGCCGCGACUCAUCGGCCGACAGCCUUAGAACGAACGGCAUCAUCAUCAUCUGAUCAUACAGGGAAGUCGCGAACAUACGCGUACCAUCCCACCCGAGCCGACUCUCCCCUCCUCGCCCAGCUCACCGCGAACCACACGGGCGAAACCUCAGUUGUUUCCUUCUCAUCUGCAUCCGCCUCUGCACAGUCGAAGUCAACGGGAAAGUCUGCCCCAGCUGCCGUACAAUCCUCCAGUAGUUGGGGACGCGCAUCAGGUAGACGAACUCAGCGCACGUCACAUGGACCAUUCCCUUUCGAGCCGGCCGCAUCAGUACCAAAUUCUCCGUUACCGACUUCUUCUGCACUGCCCCAUUAUUCACCAUCCCCACGCAGACAGGAGUUCGACAUACCAGAAGGACCUGCCUCGUUGCCCCCUAACUCUCCUCUACGGAGUGAGUUCGGGGUUGGGGGAGGAUCUCUACGCGACAAGAGCCAAAGCGCUCGCGGCCCUGGGCAACAAGAACGCGAGGGAGGCAGCGAAAAGAAGGGUAAAGGUCGUUCACUCGAUCUUAAACUCGGUUUAUCUUGGGCACCUAAUCGCGUCCGUCAAGAAGCUGUUAUACCCGGACUUCUCCUUUCGCAAAAGCAAGAGGAGGAGCGGCACCGUGGGAAGGACGUCACGAAAGUCUUUGAGAACGUACUAUCUGAAUCUGGAUUCGAGACGUUCAAGAAGUAUGUUCACCGAUUUGACGCGCACCUAAUACCCCUAGACGGCCCUCGGGGACUCCUAGUGCGCGUCGAAAAAUUACUCACCACCACCCCGAUGUCACAGGCAGAAAAGGUAGAACUGCUGGACCAGUUCGCUCGAUUCGUGGAGGGACACAGCGAAGUUUAACGGAUAAUAUCACGUCAUGUAAUGGGGAUUUAUUGGUUAUGAGAUGAGUAACUUUUUUCACUAUAUAACGAGUUUUCGUCAUGGUUUCACGUUUCACAUACCAAGCAUCGCCUUUAUUAUCCUACACCCUGUGAUACACCCUCUUUAUCAUUUUAUAUUUCACGCAUUCAACUUACACGGGCCUGUUUAUUCUUGUCGUCACGAUCCACACGCAUUUUCUGUAUUCACUCCUUGCCAUGCUUUCAUGCUAUGAUACCGUUUGCAGUUACGUCCUACCAACUAGGUUUAAUGGAAGUUUUGGUGCUAUCGUGUCCCUGCGUAGUACAGGCCUUUCGCGCGUUCUUGC